AUGAAUACAUGCAGACAUGUACAGAAGGUUCGUCUUUCAUCAAAUCAUUCAGUCCUCGAUGCACAAAAAUGGACAUGUGCUGUUUGUUCUUCCUCUGAAGACAUAUGGGCAUGUUUAAGCUGUUCCCAUGUUGGAUGUGGCAAGUAUAUCGAGGAACAUAUAAAGCUUCACUACAAUGCAACAAAACAUCCCAUAUCCAUGAAUGUUUCACAGAAAUAUGUUUACUGCUAUGAAUGUGACAACUAUGUACUGAAUGAUAAUGCCGCUGGUGAUGUGAAGAUAUUGAGGAACUGCUUACAGGCUGUAUCAACACAGCAACAUCAGAACAUCCAGUCUAACAACCCUCAACAUCUCAAUCAUUCUUCAUCAACGGUUUCAUUGAAUGAGAUUGCUUGUCGGAGGAAAGUUGCCUACACUGAGUUAUGGUUUAGAAGAUACUAUCUGCUUGCUCACUUCUUCAACAAAUGGAAACUCAAAUCUUCGAAUUUGCAGUCAUUGUUGUUUCUAAUUAUUUCUGUUUCAAAUGUGAUGCAUUAUGAAGAAUGCAAAAAAGUACAAAUAGUUCAUUCACUUACUAAAUUAUUGGAAUUAUACAUGUGCACGCCUAAGAGGAAUAACAAAAGGAUGAGAUGGCAGACCUCUCCAGUCAGUCCAGUCCGAUCGAGCAAGAAGAGAAAACAUUUCAUACCUGGAGCUGUCGGUUUACAAAAUCUUGGAAACACCUGCUACAUGAAUUCAAUACUUCAAGUUUUGAGAAAUGUCCAUCUACUAGCAACCUCAGCAGAACAAACGCCUGCAAGCAUCUUAGAACAGAACCUUUAUAUGGUUGAUACUGCAAAUGUUCUCAGCCAGAACUCCGUCUCAUCUGAAUCAGCUGACAGAUUAUCCGUGUCAUCGUCAACGAUAUCCUCUUCAUCAACCACGUCAUACAGUGCCACGUCAUUAGCUGCUUCUUCUCAGAUCGAUGAUUGUACCUCAAUAAACGAACCCAGUUCUAUCAAAUUGCACUAUGACAGGUCAUUGUCUCACGAAUUGAACUCCUUACUCCGAAUCAUGUGGUCUGGCAAAAUGAGCAUGGUCAGUCCGCAUAAAAUGCUGUACGCUGUCUGGAACAUCAUUCCCUUCUUCAGAGGCUACUCUCAACAAGAUGCUCAAGAGUUCCUAAGUGAAUUCUUGGACAAGGUUCAGUCGGAGAUAGACAUAAAGAAUUCCAAAAACAGCAAUAUUAACGGGAAGAGUAACUACGUCAGUGAUGCCGUUAAAAGCAAGAAUGAAGUAGAAGCUGCCUACAAAACAAACUGCCCACUCGUGCACUGCCUGACGUGCGGUUACCACUCCAGCAGGAAAGAAGCCUUCAUGGAUCUCUCUCUCGAAUUUCCUAUCCGCUUUCACACAAGGACUGGCUCCAAUAGAAUUAAUAGUUUGUGCAAAUUAGAAGAAAUGUUGAGACAGUUCAUGCGCAUUGAAAAACUGGAUGGGAAGAUAUAUGCUUGUGAACAAUGCAAUUUAUCUAGCAAAGAAGUCACAGGACCAACAAUAUAUACUGAGGCAGAGAAAAGGUUCCUCAUCAAUAAACUACCCAGCGUUUUAAGGCUUCAUCUCAAACGAUUCAUGUGGUCUGGUAGAAGUAGCAAGGGCAAGAUAAGUGUCAACGUUGCCUUCCCUCAUCAUCUUGAUGUGUCAGAAUUUUGUCAUCCGGAUGUGAUAACUGACAGUUUCCAUUACAACCUGUCAGCCGUUGUCAUGCACCACGGCAGAGGUUUUGGGUCGGGUCAUUACACUGCCUACUGUUGGAAUAACGAUGCCGAUUCAUGGUUACAUUGCAAUGAUGCGAAGAUGCAAAAAGCCACAUUGGAAGAUGUGCAGAAGGCCCAAGCCUACAUCUUAGUAUACACCAAGCUCCCUUCAAACCCACACAAUGCCAAUCUUCAAAAUAGCGCAACAUCUAACAAACGAAACAACACAACAUUUAGCGAAUCUUCACCGCUAUGUCCCCCUGACGUUUGUCCAAGUUCACUUAUGGUGAGCAAAAAAACAACUCCAAGAAGAAGUCGGAUACCAAAAUUUGCAGACGCCAGUAGGAGAUUGCGCGUAGAGAAUCAAGGAUUGUUUUCAGUCAAACGAACUCAAACAACUAUUUGGUGA
Helobdella robusta is the source of this 2145-nucleotide messenger RNA. RefSeq lists its product as hypothetical. The transcript has 15 exons. Gene Ontology annotation, biological process: protein deubiquitination. Gene Ontology annotation, cellular component: cytoplasm. Gene Ontology annotation, molecular function: cysteine-type deubiquitinase activity; zinc ion binding. Bases 1 to 2145 code for a protein of 714 amino acids. NCBI's taxonomy places the organism in Eukaryota, Metazoa, Annelida, Clitellata, Rhynchobdellida, Glossiphoniidae. The record is from RefSeq and is a predicted model, not a curated record.